AAUGUGAAUGUCAGUGUCACUGUAAUCUUGUGCGGUUUUAAAACUUGUCUUAACUUGUUUAUUUUUGCUAUUUGGGAAAUUACAAUUACUGCAAAUUUUCUUUUAAAACACAAUAAUAAGUUAGCACUGAAAAUCAUAAACUGUAAAACGUAAGUAAACAAUACAGAUUGUUGAUUUAAAUAAAAUUCGUUAAGAUGAACAGCGAUGAGGAAAAUGAGAACUUGCCUGAAUGGAAAGGCAUUCCCGCCACUAUUAUAUGUAUCAACAGCUAUGGCCCUAGUGCUCUAAACACUGCACAAGUUGCACACACGGCUACCUGUAGAAUGAUGCGCCAGUAUUUAAGAAUAUCCAGCUCCCAACUCAUUGGAGUUUGUUUAUAUGGUACCGAAGGAUCAAACACUUCAGUUUUUGGAAUAAAAAGUGUUGAAGAAAUUUUUCCACUCUCAUCGCCAACGUUAAAAGAUUAUAAGAAACUCCAAAACAUUGAAAUUUCGUCAUUGAAACAAGCAAAAGAGUUAUCACUAUCAGAUGUCCUAUGGUACUGCAAGAAAGCAUUUGCUAGUUGCAAAAAACAGCUCUCCACCCGGACUAUUAUUAUGUUAUCCCGGUUUGAUUUACCUCCAUUACAAUCUGAUGAAAAACCAGCACUCAAAAGAGUUGUAGAUUUGGUUGAUUCAAAUAUUGGAAUAAGACUCAUCAAUGUUGCUGAAACUGAUUAUGAAGUACACCCAUUCUAUGCAAUCUUUUUAAAUGAAGCAAAUAAGGGAGAAGACGUAGCUUUACCCAAAGCAAUUUGGGAUCCCAAGGAAGUGGAACACAUUAUGUAUCAACAGGCACAUCGCAAUUUACCAGUAUCCAGACUGAGUUUUGAAAUAGGUGAUGGGUUCGCAAUUGGAGUGGGAGUAUACAGUCUUUUGAAGGAUUAUGGACAAACAACACAGAAAUCUUCUGAUUUAGAAAGAGACACUAAUGCAGUUCUUACCAGUGUAAAUAAAACAAUGAAAGUUAAAAUUGAUAAUGAUGAAAAUAUGGAUGUUGAUGAGGCAGAACAAGAGUCAAGACCUGUCCCAUUACUGAAGUCAGAGCAACUUCACUAUGUCAAUCUGGGUGACGAAAAUAUUGAGUUCACAGAAGAGGAAAAGAUGACACUCAAAAAUCCAUUUGGGCCUCCAAUGCUAAAACUUCUUGGAUUUAAACCUGCUAGUGUCAUAUGUAAAGAAAAAUGGUUUUACAAAACAGGCUAUUUUUUAUUUCCCAGUGAAAGUACAAUAGAAGGUUCUUUUGUAGCAUUCAAGGCUUUUCAUCAAGCUUGUGCAGAGACAAAUAAAGUUGCAAUAUGUGUUUUGUGCACCAGAAAAAAUGCUAAGCAUAAUAUUGUAGCUCUUUCUCCAACUUCUCAUCCCCUUGGUCUAAAUGUUGAUAUAGGAUUUGAUGUUAUUCGUAUACCUUUUGUAGAAAAUGUACGAAAUAUUCCAGUUUUUGAAGAAGAUGAACAAGAACCAAUUUGUCCAACAAAUAAAAAUGUAAUGAUGGACAUUUUGAAUGAUUUAAAGUUUGAUUAUAGUCCUGGUAUGUUUGAAAAUCCUAAACUACAAUCACAGUACAAAGCCAUUGAAGUAAAAGCCCUGGAGGAAGAAGAAGACAAUGAGCCCUUCAUAGACACAACUAAACCUGAUAUAAAGAGGUUUCAGGGUUUGCAAUAUGAUUUAUUUUACGAAUUGUUUGGCCCUUUCUCAGCUAAAGCUAUAAAGAAAGCUACAUCAUCAAGAGAUGGUGGACCUGAAAGAAAGAAGACAAAACUCACAGAUGGCCUGAUUGAUGAAGAAUUACUCCAAGAGAGACUUGAUAAUCAGAGAGUUAAGGAUUAUACAGUCUCACAAUUGAAAGAUAUCUUGAAAAGUAAAGACAUUCCUGGCUUACCUGCUUUGACAGGUUUGAAAAAGGAUGAGCUUGUUAAGUUGGUUUACAGAUAUUACAAUUAGUUUAAGAUUUGUAUGUCUUUUUUUUUGUAAUAAAAAUUAUUUUAAAGCAA
Helicoverpa zea (corn earworm) is the source of this 2032-nucleotide messenger RNA. It is a transcript of the gene Irbp, whose product is annotated as ATP-dependent DNA helicase 2 subunit 1. Gene Ontology annotation, cellular component: Ku70:Ku80 complex; nucleus. Gene Ontology annotation, biological process: cellular response to X-ray; telomere maintenance; double-strand break repair via nonhomologous end joining. The transcript has a single exon. Gene Ontology annotation, molecular function: double-stranded DNA binding; DNA helicase activity; damaged DNA binding. The coding region runs from base 195 to 1982 and encodes 595 amino acids. NCBI's taxonomy places the organism in Eukaryota, Metazoa, Arthropoda, Insecta, Lepidoptera, Noctuidae. The record is from RefSeq and is a predicted model, not a curated record.